Molecule: messenger RNA, 1627 nt
Organism: Homarus americanus (American lobster)
Lineage: Eukaryota; Metazoa; Arthropoda; Malacostraca; Decapoda; Nephropidae
Exons: 8
Coding region: 230-973 (247 amino acids)
Biological process (GO): sodium ion transport
Cellular component (GO): membrane
Molecular function (GO): sodium channel activity
Source: RefSeq, a predicted model, not a curated record
CACACUACACCAUGACACACCCACACUACACCAUGACACACCCACACUACACCAUGACACACCCACACUACACCAUGACACACCCACACUACACCAUGAAACAAUCAGCAUCGCUCUUCCGGGUGAUGACAAGAGCCCCACCGUGUGUCGGACCCGAGCCUCUUACCACCUCCCUCACGCACAGUGCCAGCAGCCACCACCUGCCUACCUCCCCAUCACCCCCUUCAACAUGUCAGCCUGGAGCAGACCUCAGCCCUCUGAAGGGAAAACUCUCACACUACCUGCAGGGGACGACAUCAGUAGUACUGGGAGAGUGUGGCGGCUGGCAGCGGUGGUCCCUUGUGCUGUUAUCUUCUGCUCCAUGGCGCUCCUCCAGUGGCAGGACUACGCCUCCUCCCCUGUGUUUACCAGUUAUGAGUCACGUUACCUGGAGGAGGUGGUGUUUCCCGGAGUCACCGUCUGUAUGUGGCCACCUUUCAACCCUAAACGUCUGGAGGAUAUUGGUGUGAAAUACAACUUCUCGCAUCACUGUGUCAGAGUCUACAACGGCAUCUACUACAAGCUGAAGUGUGAGUGGAUGCAGGUGUACGAGGAGCUGUUGUGGGAGCUACCAGGGGCUGCGUGGGACCAAGACCUUGACCAGGUAUGGGAAGAGGCAGCCUGGAGACCCUCUGAUCUCUUCAUCUCCUACAAGAAACUGAGUCGUGAGUACAAUGGGGUCGAGAGGUGUACAGAUGCCAAGUAUUUCUGGCCAGCCGAGGACAGGUUCAAGCCUAAGUACGUCCACGACUGGAAGUGUUACCAAGAACACUUUAAGAUGUACGUGUUGGUCCACCCACCAGGACACCCGCCCCUCCUGAUGGACGGCAUCACUGCUACCCAGCUGGUGCCGACGGCCAAUAAGGUGAAGACGAGGAUCCGCGUGUCGCUGGACCUGUACGACCGUCUGAAGUCUGGCGGCUGCCGUGUGUAACGGAGGCGGAGGUGGAGGGAGGAUCGCAGGCUGUUUGUCUACAGCGGUGUGUUGCCCUCGCUGCCGUCACCCAACACAGCUGCCGCCUCCCCUACACUCCCUGGUCCUCCGCCAAGCUCUGCUCCAGAGAGCAGUACGUGAAGUUUCCCAAGUACACAGCAUCCGUGGUGGGGUCGCUGGCCAACCAGAGUGAGGUAGAGGCCGCCUGCCUAACCUCCUGCCCCGAGACCUGCCGCGUCCUGCACUACACCACCACCGACACAACUGACGCAGACAACAACAUUGAGGUCGCCUUCGAGAGACCCAUGUACAACCAGAUCCUGGAGUCUUGGUCAUACAGCAGUGUACAGCUUGUAUCCAACGUGGAGUCUCUAGCCUCUCUCUUCCUGGGUGUGUCUCUCUACCAGAUCCUCACCUGCUGUCUCUCACAACACCAAGACGAGGACAUCAACUAGUCUACCAUCUCUAAGGUUCCUAGGAGUGUCUCUCUACCAGAUGUCUCUCACAGCACCAUGAUGAGGACCCCAUCUAACAAAGUGGCUAUCAGAUUCUCACCAGAUGUCUCUCAUAAAACUUAAACUAUCUUACCCUAAGAACUUCAGUAAAUUCUUGAAGGGAGAGAGAGAGAGAGAGAGAAUGUGUGUGUGUGUGUGU